Molecule: messenger RNA, 1911 nt
Organism: Fragaria vesca subsp. vesca
Lineage: Eukaryota; Viridiplantae; Streptophyta; Magnoliopsida; Rosales; Rosaceae
Product: DNA/RNA-binding protein KIN17-like
Exons: 1
Coding region: 213-1385 (390 amino acids)
Biological process (GO): DNA damage response; DNA replication
Cellular component (GO): nucleus
Molecular function (GO): double-stranded DNA binding
Source: RefSeq, a predicted model, not a curated record
UAUCCCGCUCUCUUCAAUAUUCUUCUUCCGGUCAGUCCCUCACGUCCGGCGACUUCUUCCGACUCCAAAUUUGAUCCCCUUCUCUGUUCCCAACCUUUUCCCUAUCAAAGAUCGCACCUUUUCCUUUUUCCCCCAAAUCUCCAAUCCUAGGGUUAGGGUUUCAAAUUUCCCCCAAAUCGAAAUCCAUUCCCAAAUCUCCGUGAAUCUUCACCAUGGGGAAGAACGACUUCCUGACGCCGAAGGCAAUCGCGAACCGAAUCAAAGCCAAAGGCCUCCAGAAGCUCCGGUGGUACUGCCAGAUGUGCCAGAAGCAAUGCCGCGACGAGAACGGCUUCAAGUGCCACUGCAUGAGCGAGAGCCACCAGCGCCAGAUGAGCAUCUUCGGCGACAAUCCCGACCGCUUCGUCGACGGCUACACCAACGAGUUCGAGCGCAGUUUCCUCGAACACAUGAAGCGGAGCCACCGCUUCAGCCGCAUCGCCGCCACGGUGGUGUAUAAUGAGUACAUCAAUGAUAGGCAUCACAUCCACAUGAACUCGACGGAGUGGGCAACAUUGACGGAGUUUGUUAAGCAUUUGGGAAAGACCGGCAAGUGUAAGGUGGAGGAGACGCCGAAAGGCUGGUUUAUUACCUACAUUGAUCGGGAUUCGGAGACUUUGUUUAAGGAGAGGGAGAAGGCGAAUAGAGCGAAGAAGGAUUUGGUGGAGGAGGAGAAGCAGGAGAGGGAGAUUAAGAAGCAGAUUGAGAGGGUUAUUCAGUCAAUGCCCAAUGCGGAGAAUGUGGAUGGUCAGGGUGGGGAGGAGGUGAGCAGGGAGUUGAAAGUUGAGAGUGGGGUGAAAAUUGGGUUUGCGCUUGGUGGAGUCAAGAAGGAGAGAGGAGGGGAGAGUUCGAAGUUGGUGUUUGAGGAGGUGGAGGAUGAGAGGAAGAGUAAGAAGGCCAAAACCGUGGGUGGGAGUGGCGGGGCGGGGAGCGGGGCGUUGGAGGAGUUGAUGAGGGAGGAGGAGAGGAAGAAGGAGAGGGUUAAUAGGAAGGACUAUUGGGUCUGUGAGGGGAUUAUUGUGAAGGUUAUGAGUAAAGCUUUAGCGGAGAAGGGGUAUUAUAAGCAGAAAGGUGUUGUGAAGAAAGUGAUUGAUAAGUAUGUUGGGGAGAUUGAAAUGCUUGAGAGUAAGCACGUGUUGAGAGUUGAUCAGCAGGAGCUUGAGACGGUGAUACCUCAGAUUGGGUGCCUUGUGAAGAUAGUGAAUGGGGCGUACAGAGGAUCGAAUGCAAAGUUGCUGGCUGUGGACACGGAUAAGUUUUGUGCUAAGGUGCAGAUAGAGAAGGGCGUAUAUGAUGGUAGAGUGCUUAAAGCUGUUGAUUAUGAAGAUAUUUGUAAACUUGCCUAGUGCGUAUGGUAGAUUUUCUUUCUCUGGUGGAGAUUGAGCUAUAAUGUGGGUAAUCAUCUGAUUUUCAAAGGUGUUCUCUGUUUUGAAUUUCCUGAUACUUGUGCACUGAUUAUCUGUUCUAAAAUGUUCUGGUAAUUUAAAAAUUUACAAAUUUAAGAGUUUGAUAUCAUUGUUUAACUGUUUAUCUAUAUCUGUUUUCACUUGCACUUGUUUGCACAAAUACUACACAUAUUGCUUGGUUGUCAACCUGAUCUUGUGAAAACUCUUGCAUGUAUGAAUCAGAAAUGUAUGCUAUAUAAACUGUAUGUAGCAGUCAAAUGUUCAAAGUAAUUCGUCAAUGUUGAUAGUGGUCAAACUAAGUUUUCCCUGCAAUUUGCCGUGCAUGAUUUUAGUUCCACAAGUCGGUAGUUGUUUCUUAUCUACUAUUGACUGUUAGGGUGAUGCUCAAUUAUCUAGUUCUUUUGACUGAUCUUUAUUAGAGCAUAUCAAAAAGAUUGUGUGUUUUGUUAUAUCAUACGAUCUUUUU